This is a messenger RNA of Chelonus insularis, 3605 nucleotides long. RefSeq names its product two pore calcium channel protein 1-like (gene Tpcn1). Gene Ontology annotation, cellular component: endosome membrane; lysosomal membrane. The transcript is spliced from 11 exons. Gene Ontology annotation, molecular function: voltage-gated channel activity; monoatomic ion channel activity. Lineage: Eukaryota; Metazoa; Arthropoda; Insecta; Hymenoptera; Braconidae. Gene Ontology annotation, biological process: transmembrane transport; monoatomic ion transport. The coding region runs from base 393 to 2882 and encodes 829 amino acids. The record is from RefSeq and is a predicted model, not a curated record.
UAAAACAAAAAAAUAAAACAAAGCUACCGUCACGGUAAACAAUGAGCAAAGUUCCUUCAUUAUCAACACAAAGGUGAAAAACUGACGUAAAAAAUCCACACAGACAGAGAAUAGUACGCCCACACAAACUGUGUGAAUUCAUCAGCGUCUAUAAGUGUGACUAAAAUUUUUUUAUUCCUUAAAAAAAUGUUUAGCAAACUAUGCAUCAUAGUGUACAUGAAUAUUAUUUUAAUAUGAGUGUGUGGGUGGUGAUGUUGAGUCGUCCAGUGAGUUAAUAAACCGAUUUACUAAAUCAUAAUCAGUUCCAACUCAAACUAGUAUGAACUGAAAACAAACAAUAACUAAUAACUACUUAACAAAGUAGUAGAAAAUAAGUUGAAAAAUUCAUUCAAAUGAGUUCAAUUAAUGAAAGUGGAUUUACUGGUAGUAAUUAUCAACGAUUUGAUGAUGAUCUGCCAUCAAAUCAUGGCCAGGAUAAUCAUGGAACAAGUCCUAACAACUACCCAAGAACAUCACCGAAGAAGGAUAACACAACAUCACCAGAUUCAUACCAAAGGAGUCUUAGAGAUGUGGAGAUUGAUGAUUUGACUGAGAGUGCUGCCUUUGCCAGGCAGACAGUGGUAAUGGAUAUUGAUAUGCAUUGGGAGAUGAAUUAUCAUGAAGCUGCUAUAUUUUUAGAGGAAGGAAGAAAUAAUGAGAAAUUCGAUUCCCAUCCACGUCAUCCUGAAGAUCUACCUGCUUAUCUUCUAGUCCACAAUGCUUGGUAUUAUGGCCUUGAUCUCUUAACUUCCUUAGUUCUUUUAGCACUGGCUUUUGUCGAAGAGCCAGCCAUUCCUCUCUUCCAGCUACCUGUCUGGGCUCAUGGAUCAAUAGAAUUAUUAGCUUUGAUCACAAUUGGCAUUGAGUUGGCAUUGAAACUACGAUGGAUUGGAUGGGGAACUAUUUUAAAACAUAAACGAACAAUGCUGAAAUGUAUCACCCUUGCUAUUAUGUUCCUAGAAGCUAUCAUUGUUGUCAUCAGACAAUCUUCACAUUUCCGUGUCACCCGAGCACUAAGACCUAUUUUCUUGGUUGAUACCAAGUACUGUGGUGGUGUUAGAAGAUUUAUCAGACAAAUUCUACAAACUCUUCCACCAAUCUUGGACAUGCUAGGGCUUCUGCUGUUUUUUAUCAUUGUCUACAUGGUCCUUGGUUACUUCAUGUUUUCGGAAACUAAUAGAAAUUUUGCUACGCUGCAAGACAGCUUUGUUAGCCUUUUUGUGCUUCUUACAACCGCAAACUUUCCAGAUGUUAUGAUGCCCUCAUUUUCACGAAGCAAAUGGUAUGCUAUUUAUUUCGUUUCUUAUUUAUGUAUGAUGCUUUACGUGAUGAUGAAUCUUAUGUUGGCUGUUGUAAAUGAGACAUUUACAUCAGCAGAACGUGAUAAAUUUAAAAAAUUAUUCCUACAUAAACGUCGGGCAUGCCAGCAUGCCUUUAAACUUCUUGUGUCAAAACAAAAUCCUGAUCAGAUGAAAUUUAAACAGUUUGAAGGACUCAUGCGUUAUUAUGCUCCAAAGAAAAGUACUCUAGAUGUUAUUUUGAUGUUUCGUCAUAUGAAUGCGUCAGGAAGUGGUGCAUUAAGUUGUGAGGAAUUUUUAUCUGUUUACGAUGUUACGACACUUGAAUGGGAACCACAGUACUCAGGAAUCCCUUGGUAUCGGACAACGUGGCCUCCAUUGCAGAUGUUAUGCACCGGUGCACAUGCUGCAAUUACAUGGCCGUAUUUCGAAACUGUUGUCUAUGUUACAAUUUUUUUAAACGGCGUAGCAAUGGUUGUCAGAUUGUUUCAAUCAUCAAAUAAUCCAGUUGAAUCAGCACACAGGUUUGCUGCUGAUUGGGACACAUUUGUGUUUGGUGGUUUAUUUGUAACUGAAGCUUUGACCAAAGUCCUCGGAUUAGGAAUGAGAAGAUACCUAAGCUCUGGUUGGAAUCUUUUUGAUUUAGGAGCAUCAGUAACAUCAAUAAUAGCAGGCUGUUGCUUAUUAUUAUUCCCAAAAGCAUAUUUUUUUGUCAUAUUCCGACCACUACGACUUCUCAGAAUAUUUAAAAUUAAAAAACGUUACCGAGAUGUUUUCGGUACUCUGGUUAUCCUAUCACCAUUAAUGUGCUCUACAGCCAUUGUGAUGCUUAUUUUGUAUUAUUUCUUUGCUAUUAUCGGCAUGGAAAUGUUUUCUGGACAUGACAUGCGUAAUUGUUGUAUAAAUACAACAGUGGAAGAUUUUUAUAAAUACUCUGUAAAUGGCAGUACAGCCUUAGGAUAUUAUUAUUUGAAUACAUUUGAUAAUUUAAUGGCAAGUGCCAUGACAUUAUUUGAAUUAACGGUUGUUAAUAAUUGGUUUAUACUGAUGAAUGCAUAUGCUGUGAUAGUUGGAUUUUAUACUCGAUUUUAUUUUAUGAUUUUUUAUCUAGUUACUAUGAUUGUUUUAACAAUUGUUGUCUCAAGCUUUUUGGAAGCUUUUAGAUUUAGGAUACAAUACAAACGUUCGACAUCAAAACGUGAUGAGGAAAAAAUGCUACAUGAAGAAGUUGAACUAAAAUGGGAUGAAUUACAAUCUAUAAUUCAAGAUUUUCAGAUAUUGGAACAAUUGAGACCAACAUUGAUGAUUCAUAACACGAUGACGUACAUUGGCUCUCGACCUCGAACACGUGAAGUGCUACAACGAAGAAUGUACAGUCAAGAAAUAUACGAUUGGCUUACGGAAGCUAAAUUGGAGGAGAAACAUCCUGUCAGUGAGUCAGUGAAUAAUUUUGAUGAAAUUGAAAUUGAUGACUCUAGUAUUGAUGCCGAUCAUAUUCUUCGGAAUAGAAAUCACCAAAGUAGAGUAUCGACCAGCCCUAUUUAAUAUUAAAAAGCAAAUAAAUGACUUAUUUAUCUAUUUUUUAAUAGAUAACAAAAUUUAUACUAUUGAAUAAUAAUUGAAUGAUAGUAGUAUUGUCAGCAAAGUUGUGAAAUCAGGAUUUUUCAGCAUGGCAGGAGAUUCUUGGAGUUAUUGGAUAUAGUAAGUAAUGAUAAGAAAAGUGUCCCCAUUACGGAAAAAAAGGGUAGAUAAAAAAAAAGUUACUUUGAGCCCAGUUUUUUGCGAUUAUUUCAAAAACUAUGGGAAAUAUGGAAAAAAGUUUCAGACAAAAAUUGAAGAUUUUUUAAUUUUACACAAAAAAGGUCCUUAGACUUUACUUUAUAUCUCUCAUAGUUUUGCUGUAGAAUAACAAUAAAGAUACAAAAAGGUUGAAAAUGGAUUAUUUUUAACUUUACCGUCAUCUUACAGCUAAACUAUGAAAAAUAACGGUCAGACUAUAAGGACCUUUUUUGUGUAAAAUCAAAAAAUCUUCAACUUUUAUCCGAAACUUUUUUCUAUAUUUCUCAUAGUUUGCAAAAUAAUCGUAAAAAACCAGUUUUAGAGUAAUUUUUUCGGUAAUUUUACCCCGUGCUCGAAAAGACUACUAUCACUAAUUAAUUAUUAACAAUCCCAUUAAUACUUUCUAAAAUUCCUCGUCAUGCUAUUAAAUUCUGAUUUAACAAUCAUCUUGACUGAACUAAUUCCAAAAAUUUAACCUUUUUUUUUGAA